AUUUCGAAAUUUUCAUUCCAGAUUUUGACUCUUCUCUGGGAUUUAUUACUCCUAACGUACCAAGUACCUUCACCAAAUAUCGUCCCUGCUUUUUUCCAUUCUUCAAUUCCCUUGUGCUUUACGCACACCCGACCCGAGUUGCGACCAAGGGGUGGCGGCCUAAAACUCACAAAAACCAAACGCACAGACUACGCGGGUUCUUCUUUUCUGAGGAGAUCAGAAGCUUGUUGCUUUGCUUCUGUCUCUUCCUUCUCUCUGUAUCCUUAUGAAGCGGGCACGGGACGAUGCAUAUCCUGCUCCUCAAUUUAAACGUCCCCUUAGUUCGUCUCGUGGGGAAUCUACCAUGCUUAACUUAGCCCAUCAAACAGAGAAAUAUGACAUGUUCCUUGAGGUCAUGAAGGACUUCAAAGCUCAGAGAACUGACACAGUUGGUGUCAUUGCAAGAGUGAAGGAAUUGUUUAAAGGGCAUAACAACUUAAUUUAUGGAUUUAAUACUUUCUUGCCAAAAGGAUAUGAAAUAACCCUUGAUGAGGAUGAGAAUCCCCCAAAAAGAACAGUUGAAUUUGAAGAAGCUAUCAGUUUUGUAAACAAGAUAAAGAAACGUUUCCAAAAUGAUGAACAUGUUUAUAAAUCAUUCUUAGACAUAUUGAACAUGUACCGGAAGGAGCACAAGGACAUAAAUGAGGUCUACAAUGAGGUUGCAGCUCUCUUUGAGGAUCAUCCAGAUUUGCUUGAGGAAUUCACAAGAUUUUUGCCCAGUAAUUCAGCUUCACCUUUGACGCAUGAUGCUCCACAUGUACGAAAUUCAACUCAGGCUCAUCGUUACAAUGAACGUGGCUCGGCUGCACCCACAAUGCGUCAUAUGACAAUGGAAAAGCAACGUAGAAGGGAUAGGAUAAUUUCUUCCCAUGCUGAUCGGGACCUUAGCGUUGAUCGUCCUGACCUGGACGAUGACAAAGCUAUGGUGAAAAUGCAAAAGGAGCAGAGGAAACGUGUGGAGAGGGAUAACAGGGAUCGAAAACCUCGUGAUCAAGAUGAUAGAGAGCCUGAGCAUGAUAAUAGGGAUUCGAGCUUGCACCGUCUUCCUGAAAAAAGGAAAUCUGCAAGUAAGAUUGAAGGCUUUGGAGUCAAUUCUAACUUUGCUUCUUGUGAUGAAAAAGAUACUUUAAAGAGCAUGUACGACCAAGGUUUCAUUUUCUGUGACAAAGUUAAGGAGAGACUAUGCAGCUCAGAUGACUAUCAGGCAUUCUUGAAGUGCCUUCAUAUUUAUAGCAAUGGAAUAAUUAAAAGAAAUGACUUGCAAAAUUUGGUGGCUGAUUUGCUAAAAGAGUUUCCUGAUCUAAUGGAAGAGUUCAAUCGUUUCUUGGAGCGUUGUGAGAAUAUUGAUGGAUUCCUAGCUGUUAUGAGUAAAAAAUCACUUGGCAGUGAUGGACAUCUGUCCAGAGCAGCGAAGAUGGAGGAUAAAGACAGAGAGCCGAAGCGUGAACUGGAGGGAGCUAAGGAAAAAGAUAGGUACAGGGAGAAGUAUAUGGCAAAAUCCAUACAAGAGCUUGACCUUUCUAACUGCCAACGUUGUACUCCUAGCUACCGUCUUCUGCCUGAAGAUUAUCCAAUUCCGUCAGCAAGCCAGCGAUCAGAGCUUGGUGCUCAAGUUUUGAAUGAUCACUGGGUAUCUGUGACUUCAGGAAGUGAGGAUUAUUCAUUCAAGCAUAUGCGCAGAAAUCAGUAUGAAGAGAGUUUGUUCCGAUGUGAGGAUGAUAGAUUUGAGCUAGAUAUGUUGCUAGAAUCUGUAAGCUCUACUGCCAAGCGUGCUGAGGAUUUGUUGAACAGCAUUAAUGAAAAUAAAAUUAAACCAGAUUCACCCAUUCGUAUUGGAGACUACUUUACUGCACUAAAUUUAAGGUGCAUUGAGCGUUUAUAUGGAGAUCAUGGCCUUGAUGUCAUGGACAUAUUGCGUAGAAAUCCUGCUCUUGCAUUGCCAGUCAUCUUAACCCGGCUAAAGCAGAAACAAGAGGAGUGGACAAAGUGUCGUGCUGAUUUUAACAAGGUUUGGGCUGAGAUUUAUUCCAAAAACCAUUAUAAAUCACUUGAUCAUCGCAGCUUCUAUUUCAAGCAGCAAGAUUCAAAGAACUUGAGUGCCAAGUCUUUGGUGGCUGAAAUCAAAGAGCUGAAAGAAAAGAAUCAGAAAGAGGAUGACAUUCUCUUGGCGAUAUCUGCUGGUUACAGACAACCUUUAGCUCCCAACCUAGAAUAUGAAUACUCUGAUGUUGAUAUUCAUGAAGACUUGUAUAAACUUGUCCAAUAUUCAUGUGAAGAAAUGUGCUCAACAAAAGAACAGUUAAAUAAAGUUAUGAGGCUUUGGACCACUUUCUUGGAGCCAAUGUUGGGUAUUCCUCCUCGUCCCCACGGUAGAGAGGGUGCCGAAGAUGCUGGAAAGGCAAGGAAUCAAACCACAAACUUCAUGGCUUCAAGCAUGGCAGAAAGUGAUGGGAGUCCUAGGAAUGAUGCAAGUGCAGGGAAUUCUACACAACCUAAAGCUACUAGCAAUGGGGAUGAGAACAGCUCACCAGAACCAACAAAUUCUGGCAGAAACAAUGGAGCUAAUGGAGAUACUUCAGGCAAGGAAGAACAUUCAGGUCGUGUCUACCGAGAGGAUUCAAAGCUAGAGAAAGAGCCAAAGAGUUUAGAAAGAACUGGAUUCAGCAUACAUUCGUCCAGUGGAGGAGUAGCUAAUGCAAUCGGAGCAGAAAAUAGUCAUGGAAAAAACAGCGUUGAACUGUCAUCUGGUUGUGGUGCAAGUGCAUCAAGACAUAAUGAAGGUGCCACUGAUCAUGAACACAGAGCUGAUGUUGCUCCUCCAGCAGAAGUAGUAGAUGUUGCAAAAGCUGUUUUAUUAGCAAAUGGAGUGUAUUCAGAGGAGACAAAGGUUGGUAGAUGUAAUGAAGAAAUUGCUGGAACCUCAAAAAUUGAAAGGGAGGAAGGUGAGUUAUCGCCCAAUGGUGAUUUUGAGGAGGAUAAUUUUGUGGCCUAUGGAGUAGCUGCUUUGAAGGCUAUGCCAAAGGCAAAACUUGGGGUUGAAAGUCGGCAAUACCAGUCUGGAAAUGGGGAAGGGUUGCAUUGUGAUGAUGUGGUAGAAAAUGAUGCAGAUGCUGAUGAUGAAGAUAGUGACAAUGCUUCUGAGGCUAGAGAUGAUGGCUCAGGUAGUGAGUCUGCUGGUGAUGAAUGCUCCCGUGAAGAGCAUGAAGAUGAGGAAGACGUGGAACGAGAUGAAGAUGGCAAGGCUGAAAGUGAAGGUGAAGCUGAAGGGAUUGCUGAUGCGCACUUUGUUGGUGGAGAUGCCAUGUCAAUGUCAGAACGUUUUCUUUUGUCAGUGAAGCCUCUUGCAAAGUAUGUGUCUGCUAUUUUACUUGAUGAAGAAAGGCGCAAAUCUCGGGUUUUUUAUGGAAAUGAUGAUUUCUAUGUUCUUUUUAGGCUCCAUGAAGUUCUAUAUGAAAGAAUCCUAUCAGCAAAAACAAAUGCAACAGGUGCUGAUUUAAAAUGGAAAAACUCAAAAGAUGCGAAUUCUUUGGAUUUUUAUGCCAGAUUUAUGACUGCACUGUACAGUUUACUUGAUGGAUCCUCUGAUAAUGCAAAAUUUGAGGAUGAAUGCCGAGCUAUAAUAGGAAAUCAGUCAUAUGUGUUAUUCACAUUGGACAAGUUAAUAUAUAAACUGGUUAAACAGCUUCAAACUGUUGCAACAGAUGAGAUGGAUAAUAAACUUCUUCAGUUGUAUGAGUAUGAAAAGUCCCGGAAAAAUGGGACGACAAUUGAUUCAGUGUAUUAUGAGAAUGCACGUGUCCUCCUUCAUGAGGAGAACAUAUAUAGAUUGGAAUGUUCGUCUCCUCCAUCUCAUUUGUCUAUUCAGCUGAUGGAUAAUGUCAUUGAAAAACCUGAGGCAUUUGCUGUUUCCAUGGAUCCCAAUUUUUCAGUUUAUCUGCACAAUGAUUAUCUUUCAGUCUUUUCUGGCAAAAAGGAGCCACAUGGAAUUACGCUGAGGAGGUUAAACAAGAACAAAUAUGCAGGCCUGGAUGAGCUCUCUGCUUUUUGCACAGCGAUGGAAGGUGUGGAACUGGUUAAUGGUUUGGAAUGCAAGAUAGCUUGCAACUCUUACAAGAUUUCUUAUGUGUUGGACACAGAAGAUUUCUUCUUGCGUAACAGCAGAAAGUCAUCAAAAGGCAGCAGAUCUUCAUAUAAUAAUCAGGCAAGAGUACAACGGUUCCACCAGUUCUUAUCAGCUUCACAAUAAUCAACAUCCCAUCUCUGGAACUGGCACACAAGGUAAUUUACAAAGGCAUGUCAAAUUGUUAAUGCAUUCCUGAAAUUAAAGACUUACACGCGAUGCUUCUUUCUGCUUGUACAAGUCAUUGCUGCUGCCAAACCCAGAAAUGCAUUGAAGAGUCAGUGUCCCGGUAUGUUUGUAGUUUAUUCUAGUUCGUCAAAUGAGAACUUCAAGAAGAGGAUAGUUAGGGAAAUGUAUGUUGAAUAUCUGAAAGUUCACAUGAGGCCAGCAUCUGAGCCAUUGAUGUGUAAAUAGGGUUAUUGCAUGACAUUUUGUAAAAAAAGAAAUGUGUUCUUGUUAAUGUAGUCACAGAUGGGUGCUGCAUUCUCCCUUUGCCCCAAUUUGGGGCUCACAGUUUGCAGCUCUAAUUUACAGUUGAACUUACCUCCUCAGUAUGUAAGCAAAGGAACUUGAUCAAAAUAGUUGUGACAGAACUCAUUAGGUUCUUACAUUUUAUCUCAUUGAUUUCUCCAUGAUUUUUUUUUUUUUUUUUUAAAUAAGGGUAAUUUUUUUAG
This is a messenger RNA of Rubroshorea leprosula, 4833 nucleotides long. NCBI's taxonomy places the organism in Eukaryota, Viridiplantae, Streptophyta, Magnoliopsida, Malvales, Dipterocarpaceae. The record is from the annotation of a GenBank genome assembly.